UUUGAUUGGAUUAAACGUGAUAGAAAAAAAUCUUUAAAAUGUGUCUCAAUUAACAGUAUCUAGCUGUAUUAGGUUUAAAAGUAUCGAAAGAAAAUACUUUCCUUCUCGCCUAAUAGCACCUGAAAAAUCAAUUCAUGUUUUAACACUACGCGCAUAUGUAUCAAAACCACAUGAGAAAUUUCAGUCAUGGUCCAAUUAUUAGAAUGUAAACAUUUGAUGGAUUUAUAUGUUGUAAUACAUACUUAUACAUUAGUCCCAAUAUCUUGACUUAACCGCCUUAUAUUCGACUUCUAUAAGUGCCUACAUCCUUGGCGAUUAUGUCAGUUCAUUACGAGUUAUUUUUAGUGUAAAAAUGUUUAAAGGGACAUGUUAUGUUGGAAUUAUAAGUUUGCUUGUGAUCUCUAAAUACAGUAAAGUUUCUUCGGACAGGAGUUCUGAGGAGGACAGUGUUUGUGUAUCACCAUGGGAGAAGCUCCACAGAACAUGUAUCCAGUUCAUAAACAAACUGCCAAUCCUUACUUGGCAACAAAGUCGCGAUGCGUGUUUAGGCAUGAACGCUGACCUACUGAGUAUCAACAGCAGACAAGAGAAUGAAAAGAUUAAAAAGUUGUUGAAGCAUCAUGUCGAUAAUACUGCGAUCUUAGAAUGGUGGAUUGGCAUUCGACAAGUCAAUGGAACCUGGCAGUGGGUGGAUAACGAGGAGGUCUACGAAAAAAUGCCGUCAUGGGCUAAUGGUUUUGGUGGAAAUUCUGACUCAGAAGAGGAAAACACUUUUCUUGCCGAACAAUGCGCUGUUCUAGACUACCAAAGACACCUUAGGGAUAAGGAUUGCAUCGUUGAAUUAAGACAUUAUAUAUGUGAAAAACUUGCAUCGACACCGUCCACAGUGACACCGUCUACAGAAACACCACGUAAUACCUCUGCAUAUACAACCACAAGGAAACCAACAAACAAACCAGUCACAGAAUAUCCAUCUAAUAUACCUACUGGAAGGCAAACAAACAAACCUAUUACUGGACGUCCGCAUAGCAAAUCGACUGGGAAACCAACUCAAAAACCAAAUACUGGUAAACCGACAGGGAAACCACCAACUGGAAGACCAACAGAGGCACAAGAAACUACGACAAAGAAGCCGAAAGAAGACAAGGAUGAAUUUUUAGGUUGCUUUGCUGUCAAUUAUGAAGACACGUGCCCAGCGGUACAAGCAUUCGGAAUAUCUUGGCCAAGCUCUGAUGCUGGUAAAAUGGUUAAAGUUUCUUGUGGUAAAGGUCAUGCAAAAUGGAAAUGUGACAAGAAGCCAACUUGUUGGAAAGAUGAACCGGAUGUGAAACAGUGUACAUCAGAAAGUAUUCAAAAGCUUACAGCCCAGGCAGAAGAAUUUCUAGCAAACACUAGCGAUUCUGAGCAAGCUAUGGCGUUUACGGAGAAUUUAGCUGCUUCUGUGGAUUCAGACGAAGCGAUAUCUGAACAAGACAUGUUCCAGUCCACAAAACUGAUGGAUGCCGCUUCAAAAGCCAAACCGAAGAAUUCUAGAGAAGCAAAGAAUAUCAUCAAGAAUGUUGCUAAAUGUGGAAGCAGUUUGGUUAGAAAAGACAGGAAGAACGUGUGGUCUAAAAUGAGCACGGAAAGUCGACGAACAGUUGCAUCAUCACUGCUUAGCUCCAUGGAUUCUGUCACUAAGAAAAUGCUGAAAAGUUUUGACAAACCAACAGUAGAAAACAUUGAAGAGGAAAACAUGGCUAUCGAGUUACAAGUUAUUGAUGUAAAUCAAGAUGAGUCAAGUGCUGAUGAUGCCAUGUUCCAAGGAGAGUCUAAUAGUUUUGCAAUUCCUCCAGAGAACCUUAAGCGAUUCAGUACAGGUGGUAUGGCACGAUUGGUUUUUAUCAACUACAAUAAUGUUGGACCUUUGUUGAUUCCAACUGAUGAAACAGCAGACGACAAUUCAGACCGCCAAGUAAUCAGUCAAGUGGUCAGUGCUUCUCUAGACGAGAAAGCUGAAGGAAAGCCACUUAUCAAACCUGUUCUGUUUACAAUGAAAACAGUAAGUUAUAGAGCGUUGAAUCAAGAACUGAAUCAGCAGUUAUGUUCAUUUUGGAAUUUUAGUCUUGGAUAUACUGGGGCAUGGUCCCGGAAAGGAUGUUCCCUUAAAGAUUAUAACGAUACACACACGACUUGUCAGUGUGACCAUCUCACAAAUUUUGCAGUCCUCAUGGACAUUCACAAUACCAAGCUGACGCCGAUUCACGCAACCACCCUAUCCUAUAUUACAUACGUCGGUAUCAUCAUUUCCAUCAUCUGCCUCUUCCUCACGUGGGUCACAUUUGUCUGUCUCAGUAUAAGAUGUAUACAGGGAUCAAGGAGUAGUCAUGGGCAUGGUGAAGCCAAUGAAUAUUAUGGAGCAAGUGGAAGUUACUCUGGGUCAACCGCCGGUUCACGUUCUGCACAAGGAGAGAGAAAUUGCAUACACAAGAACCUUGCAUUCUGUUUAUUUAUUGCCGAAAUAUUGUUUCUUGCAGGAAUUGAAAGAACAGAUAAUAAGGUCGCCUGUGCGAUCAUCGCAGGAUUCCUGCAUUACUUCUUUCUAUCCAGUUUUACAUGGAUGUUUGUUGAAGGCAUCCACAUACUGUUCAUGCUUGUACAAGUCUUUGAUGCAGCAAAAUCCAGACUCAGAUAUUACUAUGUUAUUGGAUAUGGCGCCCCAUUACUAGUUAUUGGUAUUUCUGCACUAGUAUAUUAUGAGGGCUAUGGAACAGAAAGAUAUUGUUGGUUGACUACUGACAGGAUGUUCAUAUGGAGUUUUGCGGGUCCUGUUGCAUUCAUUCUGUUGAUGAAUCUCGUUGUACUCGUGUACGCAAUGUCUACGGUUUGUAAACACUCCGAGUAUGUGUUUGAAGAAAAAUCCAUGUUUGGAAGCUUCAAAGCAUGGAUACAAGGAGCUUUGGCGAUGGAAGUCCUACUUGGGCUGACAUGGGUUUUCGGAUAUUUCUACAUCAUUGAAGAAGCAAUUCCAAUGGCGUACCUUUUUACAAUAUUCAACAGUACUCAAGGGCUUUUCGUCUUUGUAUUUCACUGCAUUCUCAAUAAAAAGGUUCGAAGUGAAUAUGCACGUUUUAUAUGCUAUCCAAGGAGGCCCGUUUCAAGUGCGCCUCCGUCGAAAGGUUCUCAUCAGAGUGACAAAGAUCCUCGCAAAUCUUCCUAUCAAAUGGAUGGGACUAGGAAACAAUCUGAGUUUAUGGAUCUGGACAAAGACAGACACCCUUCAACUAAGUCUACUACAUCUGCUUAGAGUCAUAGUUUGCUUUGCUACUCACCAUGGAUUACAGUUAGUUUUGCAGAAAUGCCAUAUAGUGUCUACUUGUUUAUCGAUUAGACACGAUUUUAUUUCAAUAUUGUUAAAUCCCGGUUUAAAUAUGAUUCGUGUUCAUAUUGAUAAGAGUGAAUUUAGAAUGUUUUGUUUACUAGUCUUGAACGUUGUUAUCCCCGUUGAAAUACAUGCUUCAUAGAUGGAAUAGACCAUGCAGGUUGCUCCAACAUAGAAUGGAUCACACUUUAAGUACAUGUUUGUGAGACUGUGUCAAACUGUAGCUUUUUACUUAGAGUUUUCCAUAUUGUUGGUGCUAUGUUUAUUGUUUGGUGAUCUGGUUAUAUUAAUUACUGCUCUGUAUAAUCAUUUGUAUUUUGUUCCCGACAUGACAGCUUGUGCCAAAUUAUGAUUGUUAUGUUUAUUUUCUUAUUUUUAUGAACACGGACUGACAAAAGCUGUCUCGGCAAAACAAUAUUACUGUUGAUAACCCAGAUACCUUACAUAAGUAUAUAUGAAAAGAUUUUUUUUUUUUUGAUAACUUGUUGUGAAUAUUCAAGAUAUAAUUUUUUUUUUUUUGAAUGUGUAACAUUGUAAUUAUUCCAUGUUUCAUGACAAUUUCUUUAUUGCAAUUAUAUAUGUUAAACUUUAUUCUUUCUAAUAUAACAAAUAGGAUUCUUAACAAGGGCUGACACAGGAGAUAGCACACUAGACUAUUUCGAUGCCCGAUAGUGAAUGUAGGACACAUCUGGUGUAAAAAGAGUACCAUAACAUUUUUAACUAUAAAAGGGACAUAAUUCAUAAACUAUUUCUGCAAGAGUUAUGCAUUAUCUGUCAUAUCAUACGAUUAAUAAUGUGGAACAACUAUCUUAAGUUGAAAUCGAAUGCAUCCAAUAAUAAUAUAGGCUGUAUGAAAGUGCAUCGAAAGUUCAACAUGAAAUUUUAUUUAAAAAGGGGAAUAAUACAUACAAUAUUGAUGCGAAACUUACGGCCCUGUGUCAUAUGAAUAGAGUGCUGAUGAGCAAUAACUAUUUUGUUUGAAGUAAAUCCAUCUAUCAAUUAUAGAGGUAAAGAGAAAGUGCAUCAAAACUUUAACUAAGGUGUGGACAUGGAAUCGACGCCGACGCCUGGUCGAGUACGAUAACUCUCCAUAAACUUCGUACAGUUUAGAUUAACUUCGUACAAUUGAGAUUAACUUCGUACAGUUGAGCUAAAAACUAAAUUCAACACGUCAGUGUUGAUAUUAUUUUAAAAGAAUCUCACGGAAUAUUUAGAAUGUGGAAACUAUGAGCAGUACUCUGAUGGAUCAAGUACACCACGUUGUCUAUUUAGUAAUUAUUCCGUUAUGUACUGCUCACGUAUCGCAAAGCGAUGUAUGUGUGUGUCUAAAGGAAGGGCGUGCCAUAAAUUGUGUUCAUCAUACUUUCAUUAUGUACAUUUAUAGCAGGUUUCUUUUUUAUCUAAAUAAACGAGCAGUAUAGUUGUCAUUUAAGUGUCAUGAUUUUGAAACUUGAAAUAAAUAACAAAUAUAAAAUUA
Molecule: messenger RNA, 4838 nt
Organism: Mercenaria mercenaria
Lineage: Eukaryota; Metazoa; Mollusca; Bivalvia; Venerida; Veneridae
Product: adhesion G protein-coupled receptor L4-like
Exons: 22
Coding region: 353-3286 (977 amino acids)
Biological process (GO): adenylate cyclase-activating G protein-coupled receptor signaling pathway; cell surface receptor signaling pathway
Cellular component (GO): membrane
Molecular function (GO): G protein-coupled receptor activity
Source: RefSeq, a predicted model, not a curated record